AUGACAACCCUCGCCGAAAUCCCCUCCUGCAAAGCUUUACAUCUUCCUACUCCCGAUGCUACUACUCUGCCUCUCUCCAUGGGAGAGUUGACUCUUGUCCUUCUUCCAGCCAGCCCUCCCGCGCGCCCUUCUCCAACUCUCACUCUCACCAUAGGAUGGAGUUCUUGGGCUAUCUUACCUAUCACACCGGUUCGAAAGGUCCAAUCGCAGGAUGAACAUCCAACUUAUUUGUUCUCGCCUGUUCCUGCCGAUGGUGGGUCGUCAGUGGGACAAGUCAAAAUCGUUAUGAAAGAUAGUUCCUCACAGAGGGAGUGGGAAGCGACACAACUACUGUGUACCAAGCUCGAAGAUGCACUCAAGUCGCAGGGUGUAUGGGAUGAACGCAUCCUGUUCGUCAAUGACACCGAUGAAGAUGGACAGAAAGGGUGGGGUGAGAGUUUAGCAGGAGCUGUUUUAAGUGCUGGCCAAGCCAUCGCGGAACGACUCACUACUUAUACCGACAAACAUGUAGAUGAAACCAAUCCCGAACAUCCCCCACCUCCAUCUCAAAAAGUCACCGAUGCCGCGGGAACGAUGAAAUCGGCCACGGCAACGGUCGCCGAGUACGCGUCGGCAGGUGCGGAAGCAGUGGGGAGUUUCAUACAUGAAGGAGGGAAGAAAUUGGGAGCUUUGUUACCUGACCAAUUGGCCAAACCAGCACCACCAGUUUCCGAGCAAGAGAAAAGUGGUGCAAGGAAGAUUGCAGAGGAGGAAUGGGAGCAGAUCACCGUAGCCGCUGAAGGUAUUGCUGGGGCAACGACCACAGUGGGAGAAGCCAUGAGUCAAAACGCUCAUAAAGCCGUAGAACAUAACUUCGGGGAAGAGGCGGAUAAGGUCGCUAAGGAUAUCGGGCAGGCGGGGGCGAAUAUUGGCGAUGCUGGAUUGUCGGCUGUCAAGACGACGAGUAUCGUCAUGCAGGGUUCUAAUGCUGCUAGCGGGGCUGCCGCUGGUGCACCAACGUCUCAAUAG
Molecule: messenger RNA, 1008 nt
Organism: Tremella mesenterica DSM 1558
Lineage: Eukaryota; Fungi; Basidiomycota; Tremellomycetes; Tremellales; Tremellaceae
Exons: 4
Coding region: 1-1008 (335 amino acids)
Source: RefSeq, a predicted model, not a curated record